This is a messenger RNA of Exophiala aquamarina CBS 119918, 879 nucleotides long. Its product is annotated as 40S ribosomal protein S0. Gene Ontology annotation, molecular function: structural constituent of ribosome. NCBI's taxonomy places the organism in Eukaryota, Fungi, Ascomycota, Eurotiomycetes, Chaetothyriales, Herpotrichiellaceae. The transcript is spliced from 2 exons. Bases 1 to 879 code for a protein of 292 amino acids. Gene Ontology annotation, cellular component: 90S preribosome; ribosome; cytosolic small ribosomal subunit. The record is from RefSeq and is a predicted model, not a curated record. Gene Ontology annotation, biological process: cytoplasmic translation; ribosomal small subunit assembly.
AUGGCGAGCCCAGCUAACCUUCCCCCUAUUUUCAACCCUACAUCCAACGACAUUGAGAUGCUUCUUGCGGCGCAAUGUCACCUGGGAUCAAAGAAUUUGCAAGUCCAUAUGGAUCCAUAUCUGUGGAAGACUCGUCCUGACGGCAUCAAUGUUAUCAACCUGUCCAAGACCUGGUAUAAGAUCGUUCUUGCUGCCCGCAUUAUUGCAGCAAUCGACAACCCAGCUGAUAUCGUCGUCAUCUCCGCUCGUCCCUACGGCCAACGUGCUGUUCUCAAGUUUGCCGCACACACAGGUGCUGUUGCCAUUGCUGGCCGCUUCACCCCCGGUAACUUUACCAAUUACAUCACCCGCUCAUUCAAGGAGCCUCGCUUGAUCAUUGUCACCGAUCCUCGCACCGAUGCCCAAGCUAUCAAGGAAGCCUCCUAUGUCAACAUCCCCGUCAUCGCCCUCUGCGAUACCGAUUCCCCAACCGAGUUCGUUGACGUUGCCAUUCCCACUAACAACAAGGGUCGCCACGCUAUUGGUCUAAUUUGGUGGUUGUUGGCACGAGAGGUCCUCCGUCUCCGAGGUACUCUUGCUAACCGUGAGGUCGAGUGGGAUGUGGUUGUCGAUCUGUACUUCUACCGCGAUCCCGAGGCUGAGGAGCAAAAGGAGGAGGAGAAGGUCCCAGGAGCUGAUGAGGUAGGCACAGCUGUAGUGGGCGCUGGAUUCGCAGACAAUGCAGACUGGACUGGAGAGCCUGGUGUCGCCGCUCCUGGAAUUGAGGGAGCUGCCCAGGCAGAUGCCAACUGGACCGAAACUGCUGGUGAAGGAGACUGGGCACAAGAAGCUGCUGCUCCCACUGCUGCUGCUGCUACUGCUGGCGCAAGCGGCUGGUAG